This is a messenger RNA of Spodoptera littoralis (African cotton leafworm), 915 nucleotides long. NCBI's taxonomy places the organism in Eukaryota, Metazoa, Arthropoda, Insecta, Lepidoptera, Noctuidae. The record is from the annotation of a GenBank genome assembly.
AUGAGGAAUUGUGUGAUUCUAGUGCUUUCUGUGAUAUUCUCAUCUUCAGAAGCGCCCCCACCGCAAGAAAGCAAGCAAUACAGAUCAGACUAUGAAUAUAAUAGAAAAACCGAUGCAUUUUACAAACUCCAUAUUGAAACUACGCCUCACUAUCUUGUGGAACCAUUGUGUCAAGUGGAAGGAGCUGAGCUGAUGGUUCCUCGGUCAGACUAUGACAUAGAACAAAUGCAUGCUAUGUUCAAGAAGUUCCCUGACAUUGGGAAUUAUGUGUGGGUCGGCAAUGAUGGCAAGGAUCAUGAAUCUGCUGAAGAAGAACCGAUUAUUAAUUUGGAAGAACCACCGAACUUCUCAGAUAGAUUCGGCACCUGCGUGGUUGGCACGCGGACUGGUGAUGUGGAGACAUCAGUCUGCUACCGAGGGCUGCCGUACAUAUGUAAGGUGGCUGCUAUGGACGCGCCUUACGACCGACAUUGCAAUGUUUAUGGGAAAGAUUACAAAUACUAUGCAUCAACGGGAAGUUGCUACAAGAUCUCUAAGAUAGCGUUCCCUUGGAGUGAAGCUUACUCCGAGUGUCAGGCAGAGGGCGCUCACCUCGUGGUGGUAAACUCUGAAGCCGAACACUUAGCCAUCAUGAACCUUACAAGCGCUGCACCAAAGGUCCGCAAUACCAAAGCCUCGUACUUCGUCUUCGCUGGCUUCAGAGCUGAGAAACCCGUCGGAAAUGCUACUGUUGUGUUUAAAACUAUAUUCAAUGAAACUCUAUCACAAGCUGGCUACGAAAACUGGUCGGAUAACGAACCCAACAACUCGAAUGGCGAGUACUGUGGCUCCAUCUUUCUUAACGACGGCAAACUAAACGAUCUCCACUGCCAUGAUUCAUUUGGAUUCAUUUGUGAAAAAGAAGUUUCUCUUUGA